This is a messenger RNA of Caenorhabditis remanei, 1902 nucleotides long. RefSeq lists its product as uncharacterized. Gene Ontology annotation, molecular function: dTDP-glucose 4,6-dehydratase activity. The transcript has 6 exons. Lineage: Eukaryota; Metazoa; Nematoda; Chromadorea; Rhabditida; Rhabditidae. The record is from RefSeq and is a predicted model, not a curated record. The coding region runs from base 1 to 1902 and encodes 633 amino acids.
AUGACCACUCCUCCAACCUACACCCCGAAGAACGUGGUGAUCACCGGCGGAUGCGGAUUCAUCGGCUCCAAUUUUGUCAACUACAUUCACGACGCGUGGCCGACAUGCAAUUUUGUCAAUAUCGACAAGUUGAUUCUGAAUAGUGAUACGCAGAAUGUGAACGAGUCGGUGAGACAGUCGGCGAGAUACAAGUUGGUUCUCACUGAUAUCAAGAACGAGGCAGCGAUUUUGAAUGUUUUCGAGGAGAAUGAGAUCGAUACCGUGAUCCAUUUCGCCGCCGAUUGCACCUCGACCCGUUGCUACAAUGAGACCGCCGAAGCCGUGCAAAACAACGUGCUCUCCUUCAUUCAAUUCCUCGACACCGUCCGAAAAUACGGUCGAAUUCAGCGAUUCGUUCAUAUCAGUACCGAUGAGGUGUACGGUGACUCGGAUCUAUCAGCGGAUGAGCAAGGGAAGGUGGAGCAUUCUCGUCUGCUCCCAGGUAACCCUUAUGCCGCUACAAAGAUCGCCGGUGAGGCGUACGUCAGAGCUUAUCAGCGUCAGUACAACCUGCCGAUUGUGACCGCCCGUAUGAAUAAUAUCUACGGUCCGAAUCAGUGGGACGUCAAGGUUGUGCCGAGAUUCAUCGAGAUAGCCAAGGCCCGUGGGGAGUACACAAUUCAGGGUACUGGCAAGCAACUGAGAUCGUGGCUAUUCGUGGAUGACGCCAGUGCCGGAUUGAAGGCGGUCACAGAGAACGGGCGGCUCCAGGAGAUUUAUAAUUUGGGGACGUAUUAUGAGAAGAAUGUGGCUGACUUGGCAAAAACGAUUCAAAAAGAAGUGGAUCGACAACUCGGGCGGGCUCACGAGCCACCGAGAUACAAGUCGAUUCCAGACCGUCCGUAUAACGAUUUGAGAUACUUUAUUAGUAUAGAAAAGGCUCAAAACGAGUUGGGAUGGGCGCCCUCUACGUCGUUUGACGAUGGGAUGCGGAUUACGGUAGCGUCGGCGUUGAAGGAGCGGACGCACGUGAAGAUGCAUGUGGCGAUUUAUGGAGGGAAGGGGUAUGUUGGACAGGAGUUGCAGCAUGUGCUGAAAGCGAGAGAGAUUCCGUAUGUGUUGGCGGAGAAGAAGGUCGGAUUUGAUAGUGAUGAGGAGGUCGAAAAAGAGCUCGCCCUACUCGGUGUCACCCAUGUGAUCUGUGUCACCGGACGGACCCAUGGGCCGGGAUGCAACACUAUCGAGUACCUGGAGGGCGGAGCCGACAAGGUUUUCAUCAAUGUCAGGGAUAAUAUGUAUAGCGCGACAAUUUUGGCGCACAUGUGUCGAAAAAUCGGACUGCACUAUACGUACAUUGGCACUGGUUAUAUGUUUGCUUAUGAUAAGGAACACCCGAUUGGCGGCGACGAAUUCAAAGAGGAGGACGAGCCAACGUUCUUUGGAUCGGCGUAUUCUGUGGUGAAAGGGUUCACUGAUCGACAGAUGAAUUAUUUCAAUCAGAAUGGCUGGGAAAACCUCAACGUCCGCAUCACGCUUCCACUCAGUCUGGAUUUGGAGCAACCACGCAAUUUGCUCUCCAAAAUUAUCAAAUACAAAGAGCUCUUCGACAUUCCAGUGUCCCUAACCAUCCUCCCCGACUGUAUGAACGCAAUGUGCAAUCUAAUGGAGCAACGAACGGGCGGCACGUUGAAUUUGGUGAAUCCGGAGCCAAUUUCCCUCUACGAAGUCGUCAAAAUCUACAAGGAAAUUGUGGAUGACGCGGUGAAUCCGACACCGAUCGGUGUGGAAACCGAGAGGGCUCAACAGUUGUUGGCGACGAAGGGAAAUUGUGCGUUGGAUACGCAGAAAUUGCAGAGAAUCGCGCCCGUCUUGUCGGCGAAGGAGAGCUUGAUCAAGCAUUUUAAUGAGAUGGUUGCUAAAUAA